CCAUCAUUGACAGCGCUCUUUCGACGAUUCUUACGAGCUUCUGUGUCUAGGCUUGUCUGGUCUGCGCAUCUACACAGACCUCAUCAGGCCUGCUCUUGACUUCGAACCAUCGCCUCCCAGCCAGUCGCACAAUUCCCGUGCGCCUGCUGAGAUUUUCCAAUCAUGGGUCCCAAAAAGAACCAGAAGAUGUCCCUCGGGACCUUCUUGCAAGAUGAAAAUUAUGGCUCGUGGGCCGACGAGAUGGAGGAUAUGCCUUUGCCUGCCUCCGACUCUCGACCCAGCUACGCUACCGAGCGACGAACCUUCGGCUCGACGACUGGCAUGGGCGGCGGAUUUUCAGAACGACGAGAUACAUUCCCUUCACGAGAGCAAUUGCCCCUUCCCACUGAACCUCCAUAUACUGCCCACCUAGCGAACCUUUCAUUCGACGCCACCCAAGGAGACAUCAGCGACUUCUUCGGGGAUUGCGAAGUCACCAACGUCCGCAUUGUGGAGGACAAGAUGGAUCGAAAGCCAAAGGGGUUUGGAUAUGUCGAGUUCGGCACAUUGGAUGGUCUUAAGAACGCGCUAGCCCUCAGCGGCAGUAAUCUGGCUGGUCGCUCAGUACGCAUCAGCGUCGCAGAGCCCCCCAAAGACAGGCAAGACGGCCGAGACUUCAGUGACUGGUCGAGAAAAGGACCUCUCCCAGAUUUACCAAACAGUCAGCGAAGAGUAUCCGAUCGACCAGGUGGGUUCGGCGGUGGCCGCAGCUUCGACAACACGUCGGAUGCAGGUAGCGAACGGGGCCAACGUCGUGGCUUCGGUGAGGGAGAUGGUAAGGUCAGAGACUUCUCAAACUGGGAAAGAAGAGGUCCAUUGUCACCUGUAUCACCCGCCCCGACUUCCCUUCGUGAAGGCGGUAGACAAGGAAGCAAGGAUGGUGGAUUCCGCAGGAACUCACCAGCUUGGGGUGAGGGCCGGUCUCAAGACGGUUCUCGACCACCGAGACGCGAAUUCACCGAAAGACCUCCUCCUGAACGACAAGCUACAGCAUCGGAAAUGGACAAUCAAUGGCGAGCUAGAAUGCGACCUGACGCUCCGGCCAAAGCGCCUACUCCUGAGGCCAGCGAACCUUCUUCUCCGCCCCCAGCUCCGGCUCCUGCAACCAGACCAAAGCUGAAUCUGCAGAAGAGGACCGUCUCUGAAGCUGAUCCGAAAGGAUCUUCUGCCCCGGCUUCUGACUCCAAGGCUAGUCCAUUUGGCGCCGCACGUCCGGUUGAUACGGCCGCCAAAGAGAAGGAAGUCGAAGAGAAGCGACAAUUAGCCAUCCGACAGAAACGCGAGGCUGAAGAAAAGGCCAAGGCUGAGAAAGCGGAGGAGCGCCGGCUGGCGAAAGAGAAGGGUGACCUUGAAAAAUCCAAGGAGCCAACCAGCAAAGAGAACAAGGAACACAAAGAAAAUAAAGACAUCAGAGAGUCCAAAGACAUUAGAAACACGACUGAGACCAGCGAGACCAGAGACACUUCCGCGUCCAAGGAAAAUGGUGAAGAAACCUCUCAACAAACCACUCCAAAAUACGACAUUCUGCGUCGCGCUGACUCCGGCAUGAACGAUAUGGUUGCAGACGACCACGAAGAGGAGGUUGAGGAGGGCCUUCCUGUCGAUGACAAGGCGGUCAAGCCCAAGGAAGUUGUCCAAGAGCCACCAAGCCGUGCCAAUGGUUCAUGGCGAAACGCACCAGCAGCUCAGGCUCCUGAAGGAAGCACAACCGCGGCGUUGGAAGAAGAGGGAUGGAGCACGGUCUCAAAGCCUUCCAAACAACGCAACAACCGUCGAAACUACCCAUCAAGAGCUAUUGCAUCAUAAUUGUCCAAAUGAUCUUGUUUGGCAUCAUUGACCGUCUAUCGAUGGUGAGGUACAUGAAGGCUUACUUCUGGUUCUAUGUACAUCUAGAUCUCUCUCUCCCCUUCUUGACUGGGAUGCUUGUGCCAGCAGUGGCGGGUACGGGAUGGUGGCAGUCCUCAGCACUUUUGGUUAACCUUCUCGCCUUACAUCUUUCUCUUAUGGGCGCUGAUGGUGGGCUCUUUGCUUUCUUCGAGCAUUGCGGAGUUCGGGAAAAGUACUUGUUUUGCUACUGGAGAAAGUUGUGGCAGGCACCGCAGGAGGAUUCAAGAAGAGUAGUCUCCCAACCCGUAUCACACAUGUACCUGCCAACAGGCCCAGCUUCAGCGGAGCACCGGGUUUUAGACGAACCAUAGAUUAUGUUGCUCUCUGAAAGCCCUUUCUUGGCAUGA
This is a messenger RNA of Exophiala xenobiotica, 2273 nucleotides long. RefSeq lists its product as uncharacterized. NCBI's taxonomy places the organism in Eukaryota, Fungi, Ascomycota, Eurotiomycetes, Chaetothyriales, Herpotrichiellaceae. The coding region runs from base 163 to 1845 and encodes 560 amino acids. The transcript is spliced from 6 exons. The record is from RefSeq and is a predicted model, not a curated record. Gene Ontology annotation, molecular function: RNA binding.